AUGCCCGUCGUCAAGGGAGGCGUGUGGACCAAUAUCGAGGAUGAAAUCCUCAAGGCCUCCGUGUCCAAGUAUGGCCUCAACCAAUGGGCACGUGUCUCGUCGCUGCUUGCGCGCAAGACGCCCAAGCAGUGCAAGGCCCGUUGGAACGAGUGGCUCGAUCCCAGCAUCAAGAAGAUCGAAUGGAGCAAGGACGAAGAUGAGAAGCUGCUGCAUCUUGCCAAGAUUAUGCCCACACAGUGGCGCACCAUCGCUCCCAUCGUCGGUCGAACUGCCAACCAGUGUCUCGAACGAUACCAGAAGCUCCUCGAUGAAGCCGAAGCGCGAGAGUCAUCUAGUCUUGGGUUGAUGGGCCCGGAAGGAGGCGAGACCCAAGCGCCAAGCGCCGAUGAUGUGCGACGACUGCGUCCCGGCGAGUUGGAUCCCGACCCCGAAACGAAACCCGCACGACCCGACACGAUCGAUCUCGACGAAGAUGAGAAGGAGAUGUUGAGCGAGGCUCGUGCCCGCCUGGCGAACACCCAGGGUAAAAAGGCCAAGAGAAAGGCGCGAGAGCGUCAGCAAGAGGAGUCUCGCCGCCUGGCAGCCUUGCAAAAGAGGCGAGAGCUCAAGACGGCCGGUAUCAACAUCAAGGUGACGACUCGGAAGAAGGGUGAGAUGGAUUACAACGCCGAUAUCCCCUUUGAAAGGAAGGCCCUGUCUGGUUUCUAUGAUACCUCAGAAGAGAUGGCAAUGAACGAGGCCCAGCGUGCAGCCUUCGACCCUCGAAAGCAGCAACUGGCCAACAAGCGCAAGGGCGAUGACGAUGACGACAAGGACAGAAAACGGAGGAAGAACGAUAAGGACGGGUCAUCAGAGUCAUACAAAGCCGCCUUGAAGGCUGGUCAACUUCAAAAGAUUCGAGAGGCUGAGCAGAGCAGCAAGCGUCGCGCGCUGGUUCUGCCGUCUCCUCAGGUCAGCGAGGGAGAGUUAGAAGAUAUUGUCAAGAUGGGAAAGAUGGGCGAGGCUGCCAACUUGAGGGCGCGAGAAAGCGAGAACGAUGCGACGCGAGGACUUGUCAACACAUAUUCGACCCUUAACUCGAACGCCCCUAUUCGAACACCCAAGGCGCCUGAGCAAGAAGAUCACAUCGCCAAUGAGAUUCGAAAUAUCCGAGCGCUUAACGAAACCAAGUCAGCCCUCCUGGGCGGCGAGAACACACCUCUGCAUGAAGGUGCUUCGUCAACCGGCUUUGAUGGAAUUACCCCCCGAAAGCAGACAAUCUCAACACCAAACCCCCUAGCCACACCUCUAAGAGGACCCGAUGGUGUUGGUGCGACGCCUCGUCGACCAGGACAGACCCCAUUACGGACACCACGGGACACGCUCGCUCUGAACCAAGAUGACGGCAUGUCGAUGGCUUCCGCUACUCCCCGAGACAUCAGGAUGAGGGAAGUGGCUCUACGCAGUCAGCUGAAGUCGGGUCUUGCAUCACUUCCCAAGCCCAAAGAUACGGAGUGGGAGUUUGAUAUUCCGGACGAACAGAAGGAAGCUAUGCAGGUUGAUGAGAUGACCGAGGAGGAUGCCGCAGAGCGAGACCGUCGAGAACGGGAGAGGCGAGAAGCGGAGGAGGCUCUCGAGUUCCGAAGACGCACUCAGGUCAUGCAGAAGAACCUGCCUCGGCCGGUUCGGGUCAAUUUUACCGAUCUGGUGAAGAAGGCAAGCCGUAUCACCAACGAAGCUCAGUCACUCAUCGCCAAGGAGUCAGCCAUGCUUAUGGCUAACGAUGCCAUGAGAUACCCCCUUCCAGGUGGUCAGGUCAACGGUGCGCCCCGAGCAUUACAACAUAUUGACGAUGAUGCCCUUGCCGAAGCUCGCCUCUUAAUCAUGUCGGAGACAAAGCCCCUUCCUAGCCUUGAAGAUAUCCAGAGUGCGUUCGAAGCUCGUGCAAGCAGCUCGCUGCUCCUGGGCUUGGGAUGUUACAACGACGACGAGGAAGAGCAAGGGGUGGCGAUGAAGGCGGCAUUUGAUUCUGUUCAAGAUUCUAUCAUGGCAUCAGCCGAGCAGGGUGCCAAGCUGGAAAAGAAGCUGUCACUUCAUCUUGGAGGUUACCAGAAGCGGCAAAAGAUGCUGCGCGACAAGAUGGGCGGCGCAGCCGAUGCUCUAGAGAAGGCUCGGUCUGCACUAGCUGGUUUCAAGACCCUGGCCAUUUCAGAGGAUGUGGCUAUCGAGCGACGACUGAAUGCAUUGCGUGAAGAGGUUGGCUUUGUGAGCCGACGAGAGAGAGAAGCACAGGAAGAGUACAGGAAGGCCAAGGAGGAGCUGGACGGGCUGAUGACAAACGGAGUCAAUGGGGUUCAUUAA
Messenger RNA from Fusarium keratoplasticum, 2340 nucleotides. RefSeq names its product Pre-mRNA-splicing factor cef-1. The record is from RefSeq and is a predicted model, not a curated record. The transcript has 2 exons. Bases 1 to 2340 code for a protein of 779 amino acids. Gene Ontology annotation, biological process: mRNA splicing, via spliceosome. NCBI's taxonomy places the organism in Eukaryota, Fungi, Ascomycota, Sordariomycetes, Hypocreales, Nectriaceae. Gene Ontology annotation, cellular component: spliceosomal complex; Prp19 complex.